Molecule: messenger RNA, 1568 nt
Organism: Pistacia vera
Lineage: Eukaryota; Viridiplantae; Streptophyta; Magnoliopsida; Sapindales; Anacardiaceae
Product: G-protein coupled receptor 1
Exons: 9
Coding region: 152-1096 (314 amino acids)
Biological process (GO): cell surface receptor signaling pathway; adenylate cyclase-activating G protein-coupled receptor signaling pathway
Cellular component (GO): plasma membrane
Molecular function (GO): G protein-coupled receptor activity
Source: RefSeq, a predicted model, not a curated record
UAUCACUGAUAUUAUUUAAUAUAUAUCAUAUUAUAUUAUAUAAUAAUAAUACCAUCAUUCAUUAACCAUUUAAUAGAUGACAUAUACACGCAAGUACAACACCUCCGGCGACUUGACUUGGCGAGUUGGCGUUACUUAGAGCAACCAUAUUAUGGCGGCAGCUACUCUUGCUGGGAGUUUCACGCCUCACGAUCGCCGUAUUCUCACGGCUGUCAACACUGGAGCAUCCACUUUGUCUUUUGUCGGCUCAAGUUUCAUUGUCCUUUGCUACUGUUUCUUCAAAGAGCUUCGCAAGUUUUCGUUCAAACUCGUCUUCUACCUCGCUCUCUCUGACAUGCUUUGCAGUUUCUUCGGCAUAGUAGGGGAUCCGUCCAAAGGAUUCUUUUGUUCUGCUCAGGGAUAUAGCACACAUUUCUUUUGUGUGGCAUCUUUCCUGUGGACUACUGUCAUUGCCUUUACUCUUCAUCGUACUGUCGUUAGACACAAAACCGAUGUUGAAGAUUUAGAAGCCAUGUUUCACUUGUAUGUUUGGGGAACUUCACUGGUUAUGACUGUCAUACGCUCUUUUGGUAAUGACCAUAGACAUUUAGGUGUAUUGUGCUGGACACAAACCGGGCGAACUGGAAAGGCAGUUCACUUUAUAACUUUUUAUGCGCCGCUUUGGAGUGCAAUUCUGUACAAUGGUUUUACAUAUUUUCAAGUGAUACGCAUGUUGAACAACGUAACACGUAUGGCGGUGGGCAUGUCAGACCGAGCAUAUCAAUUUGAUAUGAAGGCUUUGAACAGAUGGGGAUAUUAUCCACUCAUUUUAAUAGGAUCAUGGGCAUUUGGCACAAUCAACCGGAUUCAUGAUUUCAUUGAACCAGGCCACAAAAUAUUUUGGCUCACAUUUCUUGAUGUUGGGACAGCUGCACUUAUGGGUCUGUUUAACUCAAUAGCAUAUGGGCUUAAUGCUUCGGUGCGGCGGGCAAUAUGUGAAAGACUGGAUUUGUUCUGGCCUGACAGAUUUCGAAGAUGGUUACCUAAUAGUUCGAGGCUUAUAAAUCCACAAGAAGAAAAUGAACUGGUCUCUUUGAAGAUUCAAGAUCAGCAAUAGCAGUUUGGGUGUUGAAUGUGCUUCCUUUGGCAAGAGCUGCAUUUUCUUAUCAGUUCUUUUGAAAAAUUUCGAAUGGGAGAUGAUGACAUUGAGAAACAAAAGUGAUACAACACCUCACAUUCAUUCUGAGUCCAUAUAAUACAAUAUGAUUUUUUCAUGAUUGCAGAUGUGAUUCAUGUGAAGUUUUUCGGCUUUCAUUUGUUGAAACUGGUUUGACGGGUAGAUGAUGAUCCAUUUUCAAGUGGGCACUUGAGGCUAAACAAGGUGGAGAAGCCUGCUGCAAGACCACCAACAACAUUGAGGUUGUAUAUUUCUCUUGUAGAAAAGAUUGUAUUGCUCCUAGAGACCCAUUUGCUAUGUAAACAAGGAUUUGUCACCUUAUAUCUCCAACUUAUCUCUUUUUGUAUAUUGAUAUCAUGAAGAUCGGAUUCCCAAUUUUCUUCUGGAAAUGUAUUUGUUGUUGUUGUUUUCA